Messenger RNA from Fusarium verticillioides 7600, 1499 nucleotides. RefSeq lists its product as hypothetical. Lineage: Eukaryota; Fungi; Ascomycota; Sordariomycetes; Hypocreales; Nectriaceae. The transcript has a single exon. The record is from RefSeq and is a predicted model, not a curated record. The coding region runs from base 204 to 1499 and encodes 431 amino acids.
CCGAUAUUCCAGUCUCCCCACCAGCCCCCUCCUCCUCUUACAUAUUGCUCAGCCAGUAACGCUCGAGCAACGCAUUCGUUCCGUUCCAAAAGUCUUUGGAGAUACUCCAAGACUCCAGCAAUCUCGGCUAAGGCAUCCGAGCGGGUACCUCACAGCAGGCAGCCGAUCGGACAGUCCUGGCACUCAGAGCUCUAUAAGAGACCAUGACACUACCAUUCGUUGAGGUGUCACAUUUGGCACAGUCUUCAUCUUUCUACUCGGCAACUCUUCAGCUCAUCGGCCUGCGCUUCUUGAACGAAUCACGCGAACAGAACUCGUCCAUUGGGACUAUUACUUACGGAAUUCCAGCUGGAGCCGGCAAGUCUGGAGGCAAACGUGGUGACGACCAAAAAGGUGGCACGCCAGUUCUGCAGAUCCGCGAGGUUUCUCGACCGUUCGAACCUGUCAAGCUCUCGACUCUGGUCUUUGCGGUACCGUCCACUGAUGCAGUGAUCGGCUUCCACGACUGCGCCUUCACCGCGAAUCCGUGGCUGAGUAUUCAAACUGACGGUGACCCAAUCUAUCCUGGCGGCCCCAGCCCCAGACCUCGUUUAGGCUUUGAAGGCGGUCAAACCCCAAGAGGAGCAACAGUACGCGACCUUGACGGCAACACCAUUCGGGUUGUUUAUCAACAGCCUACUUGUCCUCGGGAUUAUUUUGGUCGAAUUAUCGAAUGGACUUAUGACGGUACCACCGCCCAGCCAAACAGGAAUCGAUCUCUUUCACAACCUCAGCUUCAGCCUAUUGCCUCCGCACGCUCGUCUUCUUCUUCCAUAAACGGACAGUCACCCUUUCAGCCCCGUCAGUCUCCUGCCAAACACGGCCCCAAUACCGUCACAGCCGCAGAGAUGACUCAGCGUGCUGCCUCUCGUGCCGAUGAGGACGAACCCGUGUCUGUUUCCCCUCGCCAAAGCUCCAACAACAACGGCCUAAGUACUACCACGGUCGUCGGUGCCAUCCUCGGAGUUGCUGCUGCUGGCGCUGCCCUCACGUAUGGCUUUGCAAGCCACAAUGCUAAGGAGCGAGAACGAAAACCAAGACAGGAGUAUGAGCCCCCGUCGCUCCCACGACGCUCAACCUUCCCCGAGAAGGCCCCCACGGUUCAUAAACUACACAAUGACGAGCGCCGCAUCACCUACGCAGACUAUCCGCCCACAGCGUCACAAUACCCGCCCAAGGCGCUCCCUUAUCGAGGACAUGGCGGCUUUGCCCCUCAGGAUAUGUAUCCGGAGGGAUAUCCUUUCCAGAAACACAUGCAGAAUGACUAUGCUCCCCGCAAGAUGCAUCACGAAUCGUAUCCGCCGAGGAAUCUCGGUUACGUAGAAGACGACAGCAGUGAGGAUUCGCCGAUAGAGGGGGUCCGCCCCAUUCAAUACCUGACGCAAGCCCCUUACAGAGUGGGGAAAAUCCAUGGUCAAACGAAUCCCAGGCCAGAAGUCGGAGCAGAACCCGGAGUGUAG